This is a messenger RNA of Amphibalanus amphitrite, 2568 nucleotides long. It is a transcript of the gene deltaCOP, whose product is annotated as coatomer subunit delta-like. Bases 279 to 1814 code for a protein of 511 amino acids. The transcript is spliced from 8 exons. Gene Ontology annotation, cellular component: cytosol; COPI vesicle coat. Gene Ontology annotation, biological process: Golgi localization; endoplasmic reticulum to Golgi vesicle-mediated transport; retrograde vesicle-mediated transport, Golgi to endoplasmic reticulum. The record is from RefSeq and is a predicted model, not a curated record. NCBI's taxonomy places the organism in Eukaryota, Metazoa, Arthropoda, Thecostraca, Balanomorpha, Balanidae.
UCCAAUAUAUCUAUUUUUCUCACUCUGUAGAAUAAAGAAAGCUUCUUUUGGUGUCAGUUACGGUUAAUUUACAAAACAAAAUAAAAGCAAAUCCUGGUGAAUGCAUCGUUGUUCGUCCUGCUGAAUGACGUCACUUAAACAUCGACAAUGUAUCAAAAGGUGUAAGGAGGUUUUGAUUUGUGGUCGGGGUGCGGGUGUCUGUUGUGUGAGGGCGGUUGCUGUACGGGUGUGAUAGAUAAGGCAUCUUUUAUUUUGUUUUUGGUGACAUUGAACCAAAAAUGGUGUUACUGGCCGCAGCAGUUACCACUCGGUCAGGGAAAGCUAUUCUUUCCCGUCAAUUCAUUGAAAUGCCGAAGCCUAGGAUUGAGGGGCUUUUAGCGGCUUUCCCGAAGCUUAUGUCAGCUGGAAAGCAGCACACGUUUGUGGAGACCGAUUCAGUCAGGUAUGUCUACCAGCCGCUGGACCAGCUGUACGUGCUGCUCAUCACCACCAAGGCGUCCAACAUCCUUGAGGACCUGGACACGCUGCGGCUCUUCACCCGCGUGGUGCCCGAGUACUGCGGCUCGAUGACAGAGUCGGACGUCUUCGAUAACGCCUUCAGUCUCAUCUUCGCCUUCGACGAGAUCGUGGCGCUGGGCUACAAGGAGUCGGUCAACCUGUCGCAGGUGCGUACGUUCGUCGAGAUGGACUCGCACGAGGAGAAGGUGUACCAGGCGGUCCGACAGACCCAGGAGCGGGAGGCCAAGCAGAAGAUGCGCGAGAAGGCCAAGGAACUGCAGCGGCAGAAGUACGAGGCACAGAAGAGGGGCGUCAGCUCCAUGUCCUAUUCGGGAGGCAGCAGCGGCGGCAGCAUCAAUGUCAUGCCGCAGGUGGGCGACACUGCCAGCACCUACUCAGAACCUCGCCGGCCGGCCCCCGCGCCAGCACGGCCCACCGGGCCCAGUCGCGCGCUCAAACUGGGCAAAAAGGCGCGCGACGCCGACUCGUUCGUGGACCAGCUGCAGUCGGAGGGUGAGCAGGUGGCGCCGCGCGCGCCGGCCGGCGGUCCGGCGGCUGCGCGCGCCGCGCCGGCCGUGCCCGUCAGCUCCGAGCCUGUGGCGCUGUUGGUGGCCGAGAAACUGACGCUGGUGGCGCCGCGCGACGGCGGACUGCAGAACCUCGAGUUGCACGGCCAGAUGACGCUGCGCAUCACGGACGAGAGCCUGGCGCGGCUCCAGGUUCAGGUGGUCAACAAUGACACACGGGGUCUGCAGACCCAGACGCACCCACAGGUGGACAAGGACGCCUUCCGGGGUCAGUCGACCAUCCGACUGAAGAACGUGCAGAAACCGUUCCCCGUCAACACAGAUGUUGGAGUGCUGAGAUGGCGUUACCAGACAACUGACGAGUCGGCCAUUCCUCUGAGCAUCAAUUGCUGGCCCUCAGAGAAUGGCAGCGGCGGCUGUGACGUCAACAUCGAGUACUCGCUCGAAGACAAGAACAUGGAGCUCAGCGAUGUGGUCAUAUCGGUGCCGCUGGUGCGCGGGACCGGUGACCCCGUAAUCGCCGAGUGUGACGGAACCUACACACACGACUCUCGGCGACCCGCGCUGCUCUGGAACAUUCCGAUAGUGGAUGGCGACAACGCGUCCGGCUCGAUGGAGUUCAGCGCCGGUGGCACCCCGGGCGAUUUUUUCCCGGUGACGGUAUCAUUCACCAGUCAGAAGUCCAUGGCCGAUAUUCGUGUCACAGGCGUUACGUCAGUGGAUACGAACGAAGCCAUCAAGCACUCGGUCAACGUGUCGCUAUUCCCCGAGAAGUACGAAAUUGUCUGAGCGGAUAGGGGCGUACUGUAUAAACCGCGAUUUAACGCGCGGCGGUGUGGAGGGUGGUACAGCAAUGAUGGCAUGUCUUGACGCAGUGUCCGAAGUUAUUAUGCUGCAGCGGAGGUUAAGUUUCCCGUACCGAGCCUGUUGAUGAGUGUGUUUCACACAGUCUGAGGCUACAUUAGGAAUUAUUAUUCGACGUCCAUGUGGUAUAGAAUCGGAGCUGUUUUGCUACUGUGUUGUGCUAUCGGAAUAUGACCGGCCCAUUCUGUCCACAAUUCCUCGCCUGGUAUGGUGACAUAAUUAAGUUUUGUGUAAAACAGCGGCCAGGAACAGACUUACGUUUGGUUUUGUUGGCAAUACGGAACAUAGGAAAUCCGCCUAAGAAUCAACCUGGAAAUGUGGUAAGGGGAUCUACCGUGUUGUUUUGCAAGUUCUGCGCUUUGCUCGCACUGGCUUGGAUGAUUAGCUGCAUUUAUAUUUAAUAGGUGUCUGGAGGUGCCUGAAAUAGCGCAGAUCGUUGAGAAAAAUGUCACUGAUGCUGGCAAAAUGUAGACUAAGGUUUCUUAUAUCCAUAUAACUAUGCUAGUUAUAUGUAUAUGAGAUCAAUAGAUGUGCAUUGUGCAGGAACCUCGACAGAAAAGUACGAUCAGUGAAGCGGUACUUCCCCGGCCCAAGUGUCGCUAAGUUGUAUGGUCUGGACAGGGACAUGAAUUCCACUCUUGUUUACUGUUUCGGAAAUAAAAACAAAUUUAUCAACAAA